GGAUCACGAAGAGAGCGAGAGAGCGAGCGAGCGAGCGAGAGAGAGAGUAGUUUGGAGGUCAUGAGCGAUUGGCAAUGUGGAGAUAUGAUGUGGUCUAGUGAAGCGAUCCUAUCGGUCAUGCGUCACGAUGACACAGGUGUGUGUUGUGUGGUGUUGACUGAGUGAUUUGUUCAAAUGUACAGGAAAGAGGCAGUGAAAAACAGUGAGAAUACGAAGGAAUGCGACAUAGAGUAGAUGUGAGAUUGUGAACUUGAUUUUGGAUUGGCAUAUCGAGAUUGUCUGUUGAUUGUGCCAGGUAUCGUGAUGGUCGAUGUGGUUGACUUGAGUUUUCUACUUGUGAGAAUUGUGAGGUGAUAGUGUGUGGAUUGAUGAUGGGAUUGGAUCACGAAGAGAGCGAGAGAGCGAGCGAGCGAGCGAGCGAGAGAGAGUAGUUUGGAGGUCAUGAGCGAUUGGCAAUGUGGAGAUAUGAUGUGGUCUAGUGAAGCGAUCCUAUCGGUCAUGCGUCACGAUGACACAGGUGUGUGUUGUGUGGUGUUGACUGAGUGAUUUGUUCAAAUGUACAGGAAAGAGGCAGUGAAAAACAGUGAGAAUACGAAGGAAUGCGACAUAGAGUAGAUGUGAGAUUGUGAACUUGAUUUUGGAUUGGCAUAUCGAGAUUGUCUGUUGAUUGUGCCAGGUAUCGUGAUGGUCGAUGUGGUUGACUUGAGUUUUCUACUUGUGAGAAUUGUGAGGUGAUAGUGUGUGGAUUGAUGAUGGGAUUGGAUCACGAAGAGAGCGAGAGAGCGAGCGAGCGAGCGAGAGAGAGUAGUUUGGAGGUCAUGAGCGAUUGGCAAUGUGGAGAUAUGAUGUGGUCUAGUGAAGCGAUCCUAUCGGUCAUGCGUCACGAUGACACAGGUGUGUGUUGUGUGGUGUUGACUGAGUGAUUUGUUCAAAUGUACAGGAAAGAGGCAGUGAAAAACAGUGAGAAUACGAAGGAAUGCGACAUAGAGUAGAUGUGAGAUUGUGAACUUGAUUUUGGAUUGGCAUAUCGAGAUUGUCUGUUGAUUGUGCCAGGUAUCGUGAUGGUCGAUGUGGUUGACUUGAGUUUUCUACUUGUGAGAAUUGUGAGGUGAUAGUGUGUGGAUUGAUGAUGGGAUUGGAUCACGAAGAGAGCGAGAGAGCGAGCGAGCGAGAGAGAGAGAGUAGUUUGGAGGUCAUGAGCGAUUGGCAAUGUGGAGAUAUGAUGUGGUCUAGUGAAGCGAUCCUAUCGGUCAUGCGUCACGAUGACACAGGUGUGUGUUGUGUGGUGUUGACUGAGUGAUUUGUUCAAAUGUACAGGAAAGAGGCAGUGAAAAACAGUGUGAAUACGAAGGAAUGCGACAUAGAGUAGAUGUGAGAUUGUGAACUUGAUUUUGGAUUGGCAUAUCGAGAUUGUCUGUUGAUUGUGCCAGGUAUCGUGAUGGUCGAUGUGGUUGACUUGAGUUUUCUACUUGUGAGAAUUGUGAGGUGAGUCCGUCAAUUUUCUGAUGGUGUUGGUUUAGUUUGAAUGAUGCUAGAUAACAGUGUUGAUUAGUGAUUUUCACCAAGAUCUCUGAGGAACAGUUCUGACGAUUGUUUUUAUUUGACAGGUGAUAGUGUGUGGAUUGAUGAUGGGAUUGGAUCACGAAGAGAGCGAGAGAGCGAGCGAGCGAGCGAGCGAGAGAGAGUAGUUUGGAGGUCAUGAGCGAUUGGCAAUGUGGAGAUAUGAUGUGGUCUAGUGAAGCGAUCCUAUCGGUCAUGCGUCACGAUGACACAGGUGUGUGUUGUGUGGUGUUGACUGAGUGAUUUGUUCAAAUGUACAGGAAAGAGGCAGUGAAAAACAGUGAGAAUACGAAGGAAUGCGACAUAGAGUAGAUGUGAGAUUGUGAACUUGAUUUUGGAUUGGCAUAUCGAGAUUGUCUGUUGAUUGUGCCAGGUAUCGUGAUGGUCGAUGUGGUUGACUUGAGUUUUCUACUUGUGAGAAUUGUGAGGUGAUAGUGUGUGGAUUGAUGAUGGGAUUGGAUCACGAAGAGAGCGAGAGAGCGAGCGAGCGAGAGAGAGAGUAGUUUGGAGGUCAUGAGCGAUUGGCAAUGUGGAGAUAUGAUGUGGCCUAGUGAAGCGAUCCUAUCGGUCAUGCGUCACGAUGACACAGGUGUGUGUUGUGUGGUGUUGACUGAGUGAUUUGUUCAAAUGUACAGGAAAGAGGCAGUGAAAAACAGUGAGAAUACGAAGGAAUGCGACAUAGAGUAGAUGUGAGAUUGUGAACUUGAUUUUGGAUUGGCAUAUCGAGAUUGUCUGUUGAUUGUGCCAGGUAUCGUGAUGGUCGAUGUGGUUGACUUGAGUUUUCUACUUGUGAGAAUUGUGAGGUGAUAGUGUGUGGAUUGAUGAUGGGAUUGGAUCACGAAGAGAGCGAGAGAGCGAGCGAGCGAGCGAGCGAGAGAGAGUAGUUUGGAGGUCAUGAGCGAUUGGCAAUGUGGAGAUAUGAUGUGGUCUAGUGAAGCGAUCCUAUCGGUCAUGCGUCACGAUGACACAGGUGUGUGUUGUGUGGUGUUGACUGAGUGAUUUGUUCAAAUGUACAGGAAAGAGGCAGUGAAAAACAGUGAGAAUACGAAGGAAUGCGACAUAGAGUAGAUGUGAGAUUGUGAACUUGAUUUUGGAUUGGCAUAUCGAGAUUGUCUGUUGAUUGUGCCAGGUAUCGUGAUGGUCGAUGUGGUUGACUUGAGUUUUCUACUUGUGAGAAUUGUGAGGUGAUAGUGUGUGGAUUGAUGAUGGGAUUGGAUCACGAAGAGAGCGAGAGAGCGAGCGAGCGAGAGAGAGAGAGUAGUUUGGAGGUCAUGAGCGAUUGGCAAUGUGGAGAUAUGAUGUGGUCUAGUGAAGCGAUCCUAUCGGUCAUGCGUCACGAUGACACAGGUGUGUGUUGUGUGGUGUUGACUGAGUGAUUUGUUCAAAUGUACAGGAAAGAGGCAGUGAAAAACAGUGUGAAUACGAAGGAAUGCGACAUAGAGUAGAUGUGAGAUUGUGAACUUGAUUUUGGAUUGGCAUAUCGAGAUUGUCUGUUGAUUGUGCCAGGUAUCGUGAUGGUCGAUGUGGUUGACUUGAGUUUUCUACUUGUGAGAAUUGUGAGGUGAUAGUGUGUGGAUUGAUGAUGGGAUUGGAUCACGAAGAGAGCGAGAGAGCGAGCGAGCGAGCGAGAGAGAGAGUAGUUUGGAGGUCAUGAGCGAUUGGCAAUGUGGAGAUAUGAUGUGGUCUAGUGAAGCGAUCCUAUCGGUCAUGCGUCACGAUGACACAGGUGUGUGUUGUGUGGUGUUGACUGAGUGAUUUGUUCAAAUGUACAGGAAAGAGGCAGUGAAAAACAGUGUGAAUACGAAGGAAUGCGACAUAGAGUAGAUGUGAGAUUGUGAACUUGAUUUUGGAUUGGCAUAUCGAGAUUGUCUGUUGAUUGUGCCAGGUAUCGUGAUGGUCGAUGUGGUUGACUUGAGUUUUCUACUUGUGAGAAUUGUGAGGUGAUAGUGUGUGGAUUGAUGAUGGGAUUGGAUCACGAAGAGAGCGAGAGAGCGAGCGAGCGAGAGAGAGAGAGUAGUUUGGAGGUCAUGAGCGAUUGGCAAUGUGGAGAUAUGAUGUGGUCUAGUGAAGCGAUCCUAUCGGUCAUGCGUCACGAUGACACAGGUGUGUGUUGUGUGGUGUUGACUGAGUGAUUUGUUCAAAUGUACAGGAAAGAGGCAGUGAAAAACAGUGUGAAUACGAAGGAAUGCGACAUAGAGUAGAUGUGAGAUUGUGAACUUGAUUUUGGAUUGGCAUAUCGAGAUUGUCUGUUGAUUGUGCCAGGUAUCGUGAUGGUCGAUGUGGUUGACUUGAGUUUUCUACUUGUGAGAAUUGUGAGAUGAUAGUGUGUGGAUUGAUGAUGGGAUUGGAUAACGAAGAGACCGAGAGAGCGAGCGAGCGAGCGAGCGAGAGAGAGAGUAGUUUGGAGGUCAUGAGCGAUUGGCAAUGUGGAGAUAUGAUGUGGUCUAGUGAAGCGAUCCUAUCGGUCAUGCGUCACGAUGACACAGGUGUGUGUUGUGUGGUGUUGACUGAGUGAUUUGUUCAAAUGUACAGGAAAGAGGCAGUGAAAAACAGUGUGAAUACGAAGGAAUGCGACAUAGAGUAGAUGUGAGAUUGUGAACUUGAUUUUGGAUUGGCAUAUCGAGAUUGUCUGUUGAUUGUGCCAGGUAUCGUGAUGGUCGAUGUGGUUGACUUGAGUUUUCUACUUGUGAGAAUUGUGAGGUGAUAGUGUGUGGAUUGAUGAUGGGAUUGGAUCACGAAGAGAGCGAGAGAGCGAGCGAGCGAGCGAGAGAGAGUAGUUUGGAGGUCAUGAGCGAUUGGCAAUGUGGAGAUAUGAUGUGGCCUAGUGAAGCGAUCCUAUCGGUCAUGCGUCACGAUGACACAGGUGUGUGUUGUGUGGUGUUGACUGAGUGAUUUGUUCAAAUGUACAGG
Schistosoma bovis is the source of this 4470-nucleotide messenger RNA. Lineage: Eukaryota; Metazoa; Platyhelminthes; Trematoda; Strigeidida; Schistosomatidae. The record is from the annotation of a GenBank genome assembly.